Gastrolobium bilobum is the source of this 393-nucleotide messenger RNA. RefSeq names its product protein GAST1-like. The transcript is spliced from 4 exons. Lineage: Eukaryota; Viridiplantae; Streptophyta; Magnoliopsida; Fabales; Fabaceae. The record is from RefSeq and is a predicted model, not a curated record. Bases 1 to 393 code for a protein of 130 amino acids.
AUGGCCAGAAAACUAAGCAUCGUUAUGCUUUGCCCACUUGCAAUGCUGCUUCUUCUUGUGGAGAGUCAUGCUGAGAUUGUUGUCUCUUUCAUUGAGGCUCCCAUUGAGGCACCAGCACCAGCACCAGCACCAACACCAACACCAGAACCGGCACCAGCACAGCAACACAUGUUUCAGAAUGGCACCACUGAUGGCAGUCUUCAACCACAAGAAUGCGGUCCUCGUUGCGCAUACAGAUGCUCUAAAACUCACCACAGGAAGCCAUGCAUGUUCUUCUGCCAAAAGUGCUGUGGAAAAUGCUUGUGUGUGCCACCUGGAACUUAUGGCAACAAGGAAGUUUGCCCCUGCUAUAAUAACUGGAAGACCAAAAGGGGAGGACCUAAAUGCCCCUGA